AUGGAGAGCAUCUACGCCAACUACCCCGAGUACAAGUCCACGGCCCGGCUCGACGACCUCCGCGCGACGGACUACGGCUACCUCGACAAGCAGGACCAUCUGUACCUCGACUUCACGGGCGCGGGCCUCGCGGCGCAGUCGCAGCUCCGCGCGCACGAGAGCCGGCUCGAGCGGACGCUCCUCGGCAACCCGCACUCGGAGAACCCGACGAGCCGGUCGGCCACCCACCUCGUCGAGGACGCCCGCGCCCGCAUCCUCGCCCACCUCGGCGCCUCGCCGGACGAGUACACGGCCGUCUUCACCCCGAACGCCACCGGCGCCGCCCGCCUCGUCGCCGAGGCCUACCCCUGGACGCGCCGCUCGAGGCUCGUCCUCACCGCCGACAACCACAACUCGGUCAACGGCCUGCGCGAGUUCGCCCGUCGGGGUCAUGCCCGCACCGUCUACGUGCCCGUCCGCGCGCCGGAGCUGAGGGUCGACCCGGCCGACCUGGUGACGGCGCUGAAGCCCCCUCGCAGGAUAACGGGCAGUCGUCUGUUUGGUGGCGGCGGCGGCGGCGGUAACGGCGGCAAGGGACACAAGAGCAGCAGCAGCAACAACAGUAACAGCAACAACAGUAGUAGCGGUAGCAGGAAGAACGGUUUAUUCGCGUACCCGGCCCAGAGCAACUUCAGCGGCGUCCGGCACCCGCUCUCGUGGGUGAGCCUCGCGCAGCAGCAGGGCUACGACGUGCUCCUCGACGCGGCCGCCUACCUGCCGACGUCGCGGCUCGACCUGUCGCCGUCGUCCGGGGCGCGGCCCGAGUUCGUCAUCGUCAGCUGGUACAAGCUGUUCGGGUACCCGACGGGGGUCGGGUGCCUCGUCGUGCGGCGCGACGCCCUCGCGCGGCUGGCGGGCUCGCGGCCGUGGUUCUCGGGCGGCACCAUCGCGGCGGCCUCGGUCGGCGUGCCCUGGCACGUCAUGGCGCCGGACGAGGCCGCCUUCGAGGACGGCACCGUCAACUUUCUGUCGAUCCCGGACGUGCGCUUCGGGCUCGACUGGCUCGACGGCAUCGGCAUGGACCUCAUCGGCACGCGGGUCCGGUGCCUGACGGGCUGGUGCCUCGACCGGCUCCGGGCGCUCCAGCACGGCGACGGGUCGCCCGUGGUGCGCAUCUACGGCCCGACGGACAUGACGGCGCGCGGCGGGACCAUCUGCUUCAACUUCCUCGACGUGGGCGGCCGCAUCGUGGACGAGCGGCUCGUGGCGGCCGAGUCGUCGGCGCGCAACAUCUCGCUGCGGACCGGGUGCUUCUGCAACCCGGGCGCCGGCGAGGCGGCCUUUGGGCUGAGCAAGCGCGUGUUGGAGCCGCUGAGUCGGGCGCAGAUGCAGAUGAAGAUGCAGGUGCAGGUCAUGAACAGCGGUGGCGGCGGCGGUGGCUCGGCGGACGACUACAUACGGCUGCUGGCGCCCGUCGGGGCCGUCCGGAUCUCGUUCGGCUUCGUGACGACGACGGGGGACGUCGACCGGUUCAUAGCGUUUGCGGAGGAGACGUACCGGGACAGGCUGGCGCCGGUGAACGGGCUGCCGACACACGAUCGGUGUUGA
Molecule: messenger RNA, 1587 nt
Organism: Colletotrichum higginsianum IMI 349063
Lineage: Eukaryota; Fungi; Ascomycota; Sordariomycetes; Glomerellales; Glomerellaceae
Product: aminotransferase class-V
Exons: 1
Coding region: 1-1587 (528 amino acids)
Source: RefSeq, a predicted model, not a curated record